Molecule: messenger RNA, 1729 nt
Organism: Daldinia vernicosa
Lineage: Eukaryota; Fungi; Ascomycota; Sordariomycetes; Xylariales; Hypoxylaceae
Product: Oxysterol-binding protein
Exons: 3
Coding region: 359-1612 (417 amino acids)
Biological process (GO): maintenance of cell polarity; endocytosis; exocytosis
Cellular component (GO): cytosol; membrane; intracellular membrane-bounded organelle
Molecular function (GO): oxysterol binding
Source: RefSeq, a predicted model, not a curated record
CGUCUCAAUUCACCCCGUGUGGGAAACAAGAGUGGCUAGCCACUCACUCGGGAUUGUAUGGGAUCUAAGCCCUACAUAUGAGCUCAUAUCAUGUAGUAUUAAACCUAAUAGUUGGCUAAAAUAAACGCCAGAAAAGUAAAGAACACUAGAACACCUUUUAUUUCUUCUUUUUGUUUACUUUACACCUCUUCUUGUUUUCUUGCCAACUAGUUAUCUUAACAACAAGUCUCCCCAGGAGGGUUUACUUUCCAAUCACCGUGCGUCUCAAAUAAACAAUACGAUAUUUACCUAGGGAAUAGAAUCAAUCUGCUCGGUCGGAUAUAAUACCUAUAUACAAUAAAGCAACGAAAUAUUAACCAUGUCUCUAACCAUCGCCCCUGUUAACUGUGAGGACAAGAGAGACGAGCAACAUCAUAAAUCAGCAUGGCUUCAAUUCAUGAAGUCCGUCGCAACGUUUAGAGGAGAUCUCACGUCAUUGACAGCGCCGCCUUUCCUGCUUGCUCCUCGGUCUAUAGUCGAAUACAGUGCAUACUGGGCUGAGCAUCCGCGUCUUCUUGUAUCUCCCGCAAGAGAAGAGUGUCCCAAAAGAAGGGCCGUACUAGUUCUUCAGUGGUUUCUGAGCACUCUGAAGCACCAGCAUGCAAGCAAGGACGAAAAUGGCAAAAGGAAGAAGCUGAAGCCCUUGAACCCAUUUUUAGGGGAGAUAUUCUUAGGCAAAUGGUUAGAUGAUGCCGGAACGACACAUCUAGUAACCGAGCAAGUCAGCCAUCACCCUCCAGCAACUGCGUUCCGAAUCUGGAACGAUGCGCAUGGCGUCAGACUUGAGGGCCAUGUCUCACCGAAAGCCUACUUUUCGUCCACGAUAAAUAUAGAACGACACGGAUAUAGUGUCUUACACAUCGACAAGUACAACGAAGACCAUUGGAUUACGAUGCCAAAAGUCCAUGUCGAAGGGAUUGUCACUUUCCAAAUAGCCCCUGAGCUCAGUGGCGUCUCUUAUAUCCGUAGCUCUUCGGGCUAUACGACACGCGUCAACUAUUCUUCUAAAGGCUGGAUAAAGGGCAAAAGCAACUCAUUUACCGCCACUAUAUACCCGGACAACGAUGAAAGCAACCCCCUAUUUAUCGUAGAGGGCCGAUGGAACGAUUCAUACACCAUUAAAGAUGGCAAAGGGAAGGUCAUGGAAACUGUUGAUCUGACAUCGCUGCGGAGGACACCACUACAAGUCGCUCCACUCGAAUCGCAACACCCCCUUGAAUCUAGACGAGCGUGGAAACCUGUUGUCGACGCUAUCAAUGCAAACGAUAUCUUCACGACUGGGCACGAGAAGAGCAGGAUUGAGAACGCGCAGCGCGCGCUACGGAAAAUGGAAAAGGAUGCGGGCGAAACAUGGGCGAGGCGGUACUUCACCCAAGUCGAGGAAGAUCCUAUAGCGGAAAAGCUUUCAGUCAAGAGUAAAUCCGCACCGGCUGAUGGGCCUAACCGCAUGAUCUGGAAAUUUGAUGACGAAAAGUUCAAGAGGAUUGCAGAGAACCAGCAAAAUGGUAUUAAGAGUCCCGUCCGUUCUCGAUUUGACUCUGGGGUUGGAUUCUUGGAGAUAGAAGCGGUAUAGAUUUGGGCUACAGCAACCAUCGGGAGGCUAUAUUCAUAGGAGUUUUAGCGUAUUAUUUUAGUGACGACUGCGUUGGUAUAAGGAAGGCUUCUUGACACUCGCUGGCGGUUUGGGUAA